Molecule: messenger RNA, 1344 nt
Organism: Psilocybe cubensis
Lineage: Eukaryota; Fungi; Basidiomycota; Agaricomycetes; Agaricales; Agrocybaceae
Exons: 2
Coding region: 1-1344 (447 amino acids)
Source: RefSeq, a predicted model, not a curated record
AUGGCCAUUGAUUCGACAUGGUUAAGAGUUCGGGAUUCGUACUCCCGUUUUAUAUUCCAAGAAAAAUAUUUUGGAGGCGAAACCUGGAGGCUAAGUGUUAAUGAGGAUGAACAGGCACUUCCUCCUCUUUACGAUACAGCGGCAGUCAUACGAAAAAUAGUUAACAAGCCCGACCCAAGCAAACUCAUUCCUGACGUAUAUCAUUGCUUCUGCGACAUAUCCAAACUGUUAACGAUAGCAGACGGUGACUCCCAAGAAAGCGAUAUUUCCAAUUUGGCAUACAUCACCAUUUGUGCUGGUAGCAGAUAUUGGCAAUUUUUAUAUGACGAAACCACUGGGAGCUCAGUAUUCGAUUGGUAUCCGAAUUCUGAAACGACUGCUGCAGAAGAUCCAUCGUUAGCCUACAAGUUACUCCACGAAAGGAACAAACUUGUCUUUUUGGACUACCUCGUGCGAAACGGAAUUAGACCUGAAUAUUGGCCACAUCGACAGGAGGUCAUGAUACGCAUACUGCAUUACGUCUAUACCCGAAAUGGGGAAUACCCGUUGAUGCUUGAGGGCAAUGAUCCAUUUCCGCGUUAUUUGCGUUUGAUUCCUGUGGGACCUUCUGCGGACCCUCGGCAAGUCCCAAUUUUUUGCCAAUACCUACUUCUAAUGGAAUCAUUCUUCCGCCACGUAAAAACCACGGAGACAGGUCUAUUUUUUGGCAAUUUACAUGCUCACCCUGGGAUAUCCAAUUUCCUGGAAGAAGCUAGCACCGAGAUAUGUUGGCUACAUACCGACCUUGUCGAUUCACAGUCUCGUGGCCAUCAACAAGCAUCACAUGCAUAUGCUACUCUCAUGGAAAGCAUAACCGCGGGUCUAGGAGAGGUGUUUUCAGAAAACCGAUAUCAUAACGCGAUGGCUAUGUUUUACUAUGCGGCCAUCUUCGCUGAACCGAUAAAACGGGCCCUUAAAAUGCUUCCAGCGCACUACCUAGAUGCCUACUCCGAAGUCACUGUCGCACAUGCAAGGCUUUUAUCGAUAAUACGUUCGAAGAAGAAAGUUAUUUACAACCAAUUUCAAGGCUCAUAUAGGGACUUUGAGGCGCGCUUCGUUUAUUUGAAGGCCUGGGAACCGCAGUAUGCAAGAACCGAUGAGAACAGGUUGAGAUUCACACCUCAUUGGUGGGCCUUCCUCUACGGCACUGAUUCCAGCGGCACCGACUCCAUAAUGCCAAUGCCGGUCAAUCUGGUACAGCCCAGGCAAUUUGCAUCAUCUCCAGAACCUGAGCAGCAGACAACGCCUUCAGAUCAUACUACCGUGGAGUUUAUUGUUACUGCUUCUUCACCAGAGUUAAAGUAA